GGUGCAGAAGUAGAUGCGGUUGGGGGCGAUUUACAAGCUACCCCUUUGCAGUGGGCUGCACGAAACGGGUACCUCUACGUGAUCCAUCUCCUGAUAUCUCGUAACGCAGAUCCAAAUUUCAUUGACACCCAAGGGUACAAUGCUCUCCACCUUGUUACCCAUUCAUCCUCCGUCAUGCCGCUGCUAUACCUUCUUCACCAACCCGUUAACGUUGAUUCUCGUGAUAUGCAGGGGCACACGCCUUUGAUGUGGGCCGCUUACCAGGGUGAUGCAUUGUCCGUCGACUUACUGCUGAAGCACGGCGCAAACCCGAAUCUUAAAGACGAUGUCGGCCUGUCGCCGUUGCACUGGGCUGUUGUUAGAGGCAACAGAGCUAUUCUUCGCCGACUUGUAGAGAUAGGAGCCGAUAUCCAUGCAAAAGACGCCGAGGGUCGCACUCCUAGAGACAUGGCUGUCGAACUCAAAAGCUUCGGUGCCUGGAAGCGUUCCAUGGAGGAGGGUGGUAUGAAUGAAUUCGGUGUCAAGAAAGCAAAGCCUUUGAGUGAGAGAAAUACUCGUGUUGCAAUUUUUGUCUUACCUGCGCUAUUCCUCUAUAUCAUAUUUACCACCUUGUCAAUCUUGCCAUGGUAUACUGGAAUGGUACUGGCUAUGGCGGAAUUUUUCGCUCUUCAUCAUCAGAUCGUUACCCGUGUACUCUUGAACAAAGAUUCGUACGUGGAGACUGUUAACCAAAGUCCAUAUUUCGCGGGUAUCAUCGCGGGUUCGAUGACAUGGGUUGGUUAUGCUUGGCUCACAAGAUUAGUUACACAGCCUCCAAACCACCCAUUCAUCCAUCUGGCAUUCGCACUGAAUAUGGGACUUUGUGUGUAUAAUUUCUUCCGAGCAAUUAUGCUCGACCCUGGUACAUGUCCUCGUCCAGUCAAUGAUGGAGAGCUCAAGGCUAUCAUUGAGGACCUCGCUUCAGAAGGGCGACUUAAUGGUCAAACGUUCUGCAUACAAUGCAUGGCAAAGAAACCUCUUCGCUCAAAGCAUUGUCGUAUGUGCGAUCGAUGUGUGGCUAGAAGUGAUCACCAUUGUCCCUGGAUAUGGAAUUGUGUCGGCUCUAACAAUCACCGACAAUUCCUUAUGUUCGUCACUACGUUAGUCACGGGCAUUAUUCUUUUCGACUAUUUGACCUAUGAGCUCUAUGCAUCUGCCACCGCUCCGGACAAUAUCGCGGCUGAUUGCUCUCCUAUUUUCUGUGUUCCUGCAGCGAUCGAUUCCUUCCUUCUCUCGGUGUCGCUGUGGUCCACUUUGCAAUUGACCUGGACUUCAGUUCUUUUGGUCACACAAUUCUGGCAAGUUGCUCGCCAGCUUACAACUCUCGAAGUGUCCAACCUUGGUCGCUAUGGAUCCAUGGGUGGUCGAGGUGGUCUUGCGGCUGGCAGCGGAGCCACUGGCAUUCAAAUGGGUCACCGUCACCACCACGCGGUGAACAAUGACCGAGGAGACGAAGAGAGUGAAGGCGAGGGGAAACCCAAACAUCGACAUCAUCAUGUGGGGUUAUGUAAAGCACUUUCAGCUCCAGGAACUUGUGGAGCAUUUCUCCUCAACCUUGUUGGACUCGAUCGUUUUACCCGUGGUCGUGCCGCUCACGGUCUAGCCCUCGGGUCUUCUUCUGCUCGUGCCCGGAAUCCGUUCGACCUUGGGUUGGUCCGGAAUUGUCGAGACUUCUGGACGAUGGGGAAGGAAGUGGGGGUGGAUUAUGGACAGGUAUACGAUGUACCUCCUGAAGGAUUCGAGGAGGGGAAAAGGAAGAGAGAUGCCGGACGGGGCGAAUUCGAGCGUGACCACGACGGCGGAAGUAGAAGUAAGAGCCUUCUUGCAAAACUUGGUUUGAGGAUGACAACCAGUUCGAGCCGGAGAGGUUAUGAACCACUCAGCCAAGUGUAACUUACUUUCCCAAUGUUCGCUGGUUUUCUUAUACCUUGCGUCCGGUGUGUACACUAUCCUGAAUUCCUGUCUUAUGUAAAUUGAUCUAUAAUACCUUUUGUAAACCAUGGAGUUUCUGCACCUAGACUAUGUAAAGCAUGCAAAUUUGGUCAGACAUUUUGUAACUGACUGCACAAUUAUGCAAACCCCAAGUCAUCAG
Messenger RNA from Pisolithus orientalis, 2131 nucleotides. RefSeq names its product DHHC palmitoyltransferase-domain-containing protein. NCBI's taxonomy places the organism in Eukaryota, Fungi, Basidiomycota, Agaricomycetes, Boletales, Pisolithaceae. The record is from RefSeq and is a predicted model, not a curated record. The transcript is spliced from 9 exons. Gene Ontology annotation, cellular component: Golgi membrane. The coding region runs from base 175 to 1932 and encodes 585 amino acids. Gene Ontology annotation, biological process: protein palmitoylation. Gene Ontology annotation, molecular function: protein binding; palmitoyltransferase activity.